This is a messenger RNA of Penicillium antarcticum, 1851 nucleotides long. RefSeq names its product C2H2-type zinc finger protein. NCBI's taxonomy places the organism in Eukaryota, Fungi, Ascomycota, Eurotiomycetes, Eurotiales, Aspergillaceae. Gene Ontology annotation, biological process: regulation of transcription by RNA polymerase II. Gene Ontology annotation, molecular function: DNA-binding transcription factor activity, RNA polymerase II-specific; RNA polymerase II cis-regulatory region sequence-specific DNA binding. The transcript is spliced from 3 exons. Gene Ontology annotation, cellular component: chromatin. Bases 1 to 1851 code for a protein of 616 amino acids. The record is from RefSeq and is a predicted model, not a curated record.
AUGGCAUCCUUUCUCCCUGUGAACAACUCUGCCCCUGAAGAAAUGGAUGGAGCUGCCACACCCCGUGCGAAACCAAAUGGUGUGCCGGUCACACCAGAGGGCUCUUCGUCGACGGACCAAACUCCGAAUUCACAACACCGUGAUGCUACAACCCACGUCCGAACCCCUUCCAUGUCAGACGAACAGAUGCACGAUUCCGAGGGCGAACAAGAGGAUUCCGACCACGAUCACGAUCCCGGGAGCAACGCCCCGCCCGAACAUCUGGCUCGUCACAUUCGCAAGCACACCGGAGAACGUCCCUUCCAGUGCCACUGCUCUCGACGCUUUUCGCGACUCGAUAACCUCCGACAACAUGCCCAGACCGUCCACGUCAAUGAAGAAAUACCGGGGGACUCGCUAGCCGCUACGGGAACUCGGUUCCAGCGCCAGGUUCGGACGGAUCGCGUGCGACCCCCAGGCCGGGCCAGGGCAGGCACAGGAGGAAGUCAAGGCGGCCAUAGUCGUGGUCACAGCAGGAAUUUAUCGACCUCGAGCAUCGCUUCAACCGCUUCUACAUUCAGUCAACCACCGGAACUUCGACGGCGCCCACCCCCGCUGAUCAUGGCCAACGACCCCGCGGCUCGAUCCCGAUUGGCAAUGGAAUCUAUGGGAGAGCCUCCGAGCACCCCUCCAGGUCAGAUUCGGGGCAUUGGCCCAGCUACCGCAGCGUCUCCAUAUACACCUUCCAAUAUGUUUGCCGCUAGUGGGGGAAGCCCUCAAUAUGCUUCCCCCAUGUCAGCAGCUGGUUUCUGGGAAGGUAAAACGGCCGCCCGUCGUCUCUCGGUCCCAACUAGCAGCAAUCCUUUCCUCGCACAUGGCAACGCGUACCCUCCGCCUUAUCACGCAGCCCCGGGCGCACCUUAUCCCAACGGCACGGGUGUGUUUGCUAGCCCCGCCAGCACCAACUACUCUGUUUCUCGUGACGAGGGUGCGUUGAGUGCCGCUGAGGCAGAGAUGAGGAGGAGAACGUGGCACCCAUCAUCUUAUACAGGAUUCCCUCGACCCGGAACUAGUGGUUUGAAUCACUACCACACUCCUGAUACUGUUCCGGCAUCAUUUGGGACAAAUGGGGCCGAGCAACCUCCCCGGCUGCCCGGUAUUGAGAGUUUUGACAAGGUAGUCUCCCGGCCUUUAACCCCGCCCACUCGGAAAGCCAGUCCCAUGCAGAUUGAUGGUCAACACCGCCCUCCAGCCUUUGGAGCCGGCUUUAACUACGCACAACCAUCUCAUCGUCCACCACCGCCUAUCUCUGGCCCCGGCCAUCGACGUGGCCAUGUGUCAUGGGAUAUGUCUUUGCAUCACAACCUGACUGGACUGGAUAUCCGGGAUAGGCGUCCUUCGAACGCCUCUGCUUCGCAAUGGAGCCAGCAGACCAUUGCAGAACUCCAAAAUGUAUCUUCCCGUCCAUCCUCCUCUUAUCAACCUUCAUUUGGACCAACAGCCGAAAAAAGCCCAGAAGAGCCCCGCGGACAUCGCCCCAGCAUCUCAACUAGCAGCCGAACGCGCACCUCUCCAGAGGAUUCCAGUAGCAGCGAGGGCGUCCAUACCCCAUCUACGGCAUCAGUCGAUUACCAUCCCGCGAUCGUGCACAGCAGCGGAUAUAUCGAAUCUCAAGACUCUGUUCCCUCCGAGCACCCUCCCCCGAUCUGUGGUCGACAAUCCUCCCACGCGGACGGCUAUCAAUCUCAUGACCGGGAACCCCGAAACGACGUCUUCACUGACGCCGCCCACAACUCGGAUAUGGGCCGCCUAGAGGCCCUCGUUGCCGUCGCCACGAGUGAGAACAAAGGAGCUGCAAAACUGUUCCUGUAA